UUCUUCACUUCAUUGCUUUUGUACUAUAUAAACACACGAGAGAGCAGAGCACCAUCAUCAAACAAUUUCAAACAAACUAAAAGAAGAAAAAGAUAAAAACUUUAAUCAUGGUGGGGCACAGGACGGCAACAAAGCCAAGCCGGAGCGACGAGGUGUUGGAAGCUGAUGAGCAGCUCAAGAUCGCCAACCAGAUCAGAGCUCAGUUCGACUCUGCAGCCCCAAAGCGACCCAUCAAGCCAAAUAGAAGCGAGCCCGAUUCUUCAUCAUCAUCAUCAACACCAAACCCAGUUGACUAUUCCAUCGUUGACCAACCCAACAUUCCAGAGCUCGACAAGUUCCGUUCUCUCCAAUCUCAAUCCCCUGUUAUACUCUCAUCAGCAGAGGGAGCUACCACAGUACAAGAUGAGUUUGUGGACACAGAGUACUACAAGGAACUCAAUUCCAUUGACAAGCAACAUCACAUGACUGGAAGUGGGUUUAUAAAGGUCGUAAGAGAAGGGGGAAGCGACUUUGAUGGGUUGGAUCUUCAGCUGGCUCAGAGCCAUGAUGAUGUCAUAGUGGGAUUGAUGAAGAUCAGAAGCAACCCUGCAACAAAUGACUGGGUUCCCCGGACUGAUGAAGAUGAGGUCCUUGUUAACUCCUCAAAGCCAAAUCGGAGUGAGAGCUCUUAUUAGAUUUCUGCAUUGAUAAGGAGAAGGCUUGGAACUUUCACAUUCAUGAAUAAAUUUCCUUUGAAAUUCAAUUCAAGCACCGACUUUGGGACUGGUUUUUCUUGUUCUUCUUUGUUUAAAGGAGUUGUAGGUUGUUCUUAUCCAUUUCCAUAGUUAAUGUUAUUAUAUUCAGUUGAUGUGUCAUUAUGAGAACGAUGGAUAAGUUGAAAACUUGUAGACGACAGGAAAAAGAACAGAAAGAGUAUUAUAUUUAGGCCA
Molecule: messenger RNA, 929 nt
Organism: Prunus mume (Japanese apricot)
Lineage: Eukaryota; Viridiplantae; Streptophyta; Magnoliopsida; Rosales; Rosaceae
Gene: MEE59
Product: maternal effect embryo arrest 59
Source: RefSeq, a predicted model, not a curated record